AUGUUCUUCCAACUUUACUUCUUGCUGCUCCUGCAGCUGCCACUCUCUGUGGGCAUGGAAGAAGGGACCCCCUGCCAUGCAAAAAGGGCCUUCAGCCCUGCAUACUAUAGAGAUGGGGAUCUUGUUGUUGGAGGAUUUUUUCCUCUACUUGUAUAUAAAUUGAACAAAUUCCCAUAUUGGAAAUGGUUUUGGCAGAACCCUCAGUAUAUUGAAAAACAUCAUCAGUGGCAGCCCAAACACUACUAUCAGGUCCUGGCUUUAAUGUUUGCUAUAGAAGAGAUCAACAGGAGCACCAAACUGUUACCCAAUAUGACUCUGGGAUUCCACAUCUUCAAUGCCUAUCACAAUGAUGACAGAACCUUGGAGAGCUCCCUGAUGUGGCUGUCAGGACAGAGACAGACCAUUCCCAAUUAUAGCUGUGAGAGGCAGGGCAAGUCUAUAGUAGUCAUUGGAGGAGCCACUUCUGAAUUGACUGUUUCCAUGGGAACCCUACUUGAGCUCUAUAGGUUCCCACAGAUCAGCUAUGGUCUCUUUGAUCCACUCUUGAGUGACCCAGUCCAGUUUCCUUCUGUCUAUCAGAUGGCCUCCAGGGACACCUCUCUUCCUCUUGCCAUGGUUCGAUUAAUGCUGCAUUUCAAAUGGACCUGGGUGGGAUUGGUUGCCUCAGAUGAUUUAAGAAGUGAGAAAUUCCUCAGGGACCUUCAAGAAGAAAUGGCCAGAAAUGAUGUCUGUGUCGCUUUUAUACAGAAUAUCUUUACUGGUCUCACAGAGAAUAAAAGCUACCUUUCUUAUUUUCUAAAAACACUGUCUAGUUCUACAGCCAGGGUGAUUGUAAUUUAUGGAAAUACAGAUACUCUACUGACCAUAAGGUUUAGCGAGGUUCCUCAGACCCUUCUAUACAGAAUGUGGAUCACCAGCAGUCACUGGGAUAUUGCCAAAAAAACAGGUUCUGUCUAUUUUGAUAAUUUCCAUGGAGCUCUGAUAUUCUCAGAGCAGACAAGUAAGAUUCCUGGUUUCAAACAUUUUCUGAAAACCAUUAACCCUGCCAAAUAUCCAGAGGAUAUCUUCCUUCAGAACUUCUGGAAUGCAGCUUUUGGAUGUACAUCUAAACAUGGAAAAGCAGAUGGAACUGUCUGUUCACCAAAUGCUUCUUUGGACACACUUGGAUUGAGCUAUUUAGACAUGACUAUGUCUCACCAGAGUUACACUGUCUACAAUGCUGUAUAUGCUGUAGCCUGGGCCCUUCAUGAAAUGUUCUUAGUGAGAUCAGAAAUGGAAUCCAAUGGAGAUGGGAAGAACUCAGUCACUUAUCCCUGGAAGCUCCACUCCUUCCUGAAGAGCAUCCAGUUUAACAACAGUGCUGGGAAUCAUGUGAUACUGGCUGAGAAGAACUCUGUGGCAAACUAUGAUAUUCUCAACUAUGUGACCUUUGGUAACGACACUGAAGUUCUGGUCAAAGUGGGAGAGUUUAUUUCUCAGGCUCCACUUGGUCAAGAGAUCAUCAUCCAACAGAAGGCAAUAGUGUGGCCCAGAACAUGGGGAGAGCCUCUUCCCUCCAGAUGCAACAAAGUCUGUAGCCCGGGAUUCCACAUAAAAGCCCAGGAGGGAAAGCCUGUCUGCUGUUUUGACUGUACACCCUGCCCACAGGGGCAAAUUUCCAAUCAGACAGGUAAAGAUCAAUGCAUGAAGUGUCCUGAAGACCAAUAUCCAAAUAGGGAGAGGAUUCACUGCCUCCCCAAAGGGUUGAACUUUCUGGCCUAUGAAGAAAUUUUGGGCAUGGCCUUAGCCUCCAUAGCUGCUUCCUUGUCUCUCCUCACAGCUCUGGUUCUCUGGGUCUUUCUGAAGCACAAAGAUACCCCCAUAGUCAAAGCAAACAAUCAAGAUCUCACCUACAUUCUCCUCUUCUCCCUUUCCCUCUGCUUCCUUUGCUCCCUGCUCUUCAUUGGCCCUCCCACUGCAACAAAUUGUCUCCUCAGACAAACAACAUUUGGAGUCAUGUUCACGGUGGCCGUCUCCUCUAUUCUGGCCAAAACCAUCACUGUGAUUCUGGCUUUCAGAGCCACAAGACCAGGCAGCAGGAGCAGAAGAUGGGUGGGAUCCAGAGCACCUAUUUCUCUUGUUGUCUUUUGUACCUUCAUUCAAGUCAUGCUCUGUGCAAUCUGGCUCCUGCUCUCUCCCCCAUUCCCAGAUGCUGACACACACUCUGACCCUGAGCACAUCAUCCUUGAGUGCAAUGAGGGCUCUCUCAUUGCCUUCUACUCUAUCCUGGGCUACAUGGCAUUCUUGGCCCUGGCGAGCUUUACUGUGGCUUUUUUGGCCAGAAAUCUCCCUGACACCUUCAAUGAAGCCAAGUUCAUCACCUUCAGCAUGUUUGUGUUCUGCAGUGUCUGGGUCUCCUUCCUGCCCACAUACCAGAGCACCAAAGGGAAGAUGAUGGUGGCUGUGGAAGUCUUCUCCAUCUUGAGUUCCAGUGCUGGCUUACUAGGCUGCAUCUUCAUCCCCAAAUGCUAUAUAAUCCUUCUGCAGCCACAAAGGAACAAUAGGAAAUUUUUAAAGAAUAAUCCCAUUUCCUGA
Messenger RNA from Gracilinanus agilis (Agile Gracile Mouse Opossum), 2574 nucleotides. RefSeq names its product vomeronasal type-2 receptor 26-like. Gene Ontology annotation, molecular function: G protein-coupled receptor activity. The transcript has 6 exons. Gene Ontology annotation, biological process: G protein-coupled receptor signaling pathway. NCBI's taxonomy places the organism in Eukaryota, Metazoa, Chordata, Mammalia, Didelphimorphia, Didelphidae. The record is from RefSeq and is a predicted model, not a curated record. Bases 1 to 2574 code for a protein of 857 amino acids. Gene Ontology annotation, cellular component: membrane.